CAAAGAGUGACUGAGUCAUAUUUGGUGGGGAUUCAGAGGAAAAAAUCGCUUUCUCUUUCUGUCCCAAAUGCUCCAGAAAAUGUUGCACCACUGAGAAGAUGCGAUGGUGGACAGUGACUUCAGAAAGCGGUGUUGUUUCUCUCACACUUGACAACAGAAGAGACGGCCUGAACAUCGCAAAUGGUCUUGAAUUUUGCAACUGAUCUGGUUUCCUGUGGCUGAAAGACGCUGGGGUGCCUUCAUACGCCAUGGGGGUGUUGCAAUCGCACCCGAAUGUAGCAGAUGUGACUCAGCCGUGGAAGUUUAGUUAUUUGAGGAAUGAUAAACACAUCACGCAGAUGCAGAGCUGAUGGUCUGAUGAUCUGCCGUGGCUGCGAUGGCUCUCCCGAGAGCACCCGACGAUAGAUGGGCCUGGAGCUGAAUCACAGGAUCCUAUCCAUGAUGGCACUGGAGCCCGGCCUUGUGGCACUCAGGGAACUGAGAGUGAGGCGAGUGGCGCUGGUGGACCAGUUAGAGGAUCAUAUUGGCUCUUUGCUGGAGCAGCUGCUCCUCAAGAGGGUCUUCACCAGAGAUGACUGCGAGGAGGUGGUCUAUGAGCGGGGCCCCCGUGCCAGGGUGCGAAAAACAUUGGACAUCCUGUCCUGUAAGGGGGAAGAAGUGGCCCUGGAGUUUCUACUCAUGUGCAGUCAUCUGCAGGAAACCAGAAGAGAGGAUGGAGUGCAGUCAGUCAACCAGACCCAGUCGGCUGAAUACCUCAAAGCGAUACAAAAGCACAAACAGACUCUGAAACGGCGAAGCGAGUGUAUGCACUGUUAUAAUACUCGCCAUGGAGAGAAAAUCCGCUUCUCUGAACAUUAUGUCAAUCUUCUAAUUGUGAAAGGGCAUCACAGCCUGGAAGUCAAAAAGCAUGAGUUUCUGGCCUUUGGGCAACAGAGGAUUUCGCUGCAGCGCAAAGAAGUGGAGCAGAGAAUGAUCAAGCCAGCGCAGCUGUUUAUGGGAAGUCAACCCCCCAAGAAGGUUCUGGUCACCGGAGUGGCUGGCAUUGGUAAAACAGUGCUGGUGCAGAAAAUCCUCAGUGACUUUGGGAGCAACCAAGCACAUCAGACCUUCGACUUUGUGAUACAGUUGACCUUUAGGGACCUUAAUUUGAUCGACCGGCCUAUCAGCCUUCGAGAGCUGCUACUGCGAAAGAACGGACACCUCGCCCGGGAAAUAGAUGCUAUCCUCUCCAGGGACGACAAGUUGCUGAUUGUUCUCGACGGAUUCGAUGAGUUCAGACACUACAAGGAGUGCGAGGUCGAGGAGUUUGUCACGGAGCCAGAUCAGGAGGCCGAGGUUGUGCAGGUGAUCUCUAGCCUGAUGCAGGGUGAGCUCCUUCCGGAGGCUUCCGUCCUGAUCACCAGCCGACCCACAGCCAUCAGCCAUAUCCCCAUCAACUGCAUUGACUCCUUUGUCAUUAUCACCGGCUUCUCCCUGGCCGAAAUCCGGGACUUUUUCAUACGAUACUUCGUGGAGCCAGCCCUGGCAGAGAGGAUGUUUCGCUGCGUCGAGACAAACAGUCUGAUGCUCACCCUGUGCUACAUACCUGCAUUCUGCUACAUCAUGUGCAGCAUCCUGAGCAGCAGUGAUGGCUUCUCCAGCCAGACCCCCAGAACCAUGACGGAUGUCUACAGCCAGUACCUGGUGGCCCUACUCAGGUCUCACACUCAAAGCAGGCUGGAACCACUCAAGACCGGUGCUGAGAUAGAGACUCAAGAGAAGUUGUCUGAUAUUGUCCUUGGCCUGGGGAAGCUGGCCUACGAAAAGCUCCUGAGUCAUGAGACCCUCUUCUACGGACAAAGCGCUGAGUUCCACCAACUGGCUAGCAGCAGUGUGGUCAGCACCUUCCUGGACAAGACAUCAGUCCAGGAGCAGGGCUGCACGGAGGAUGUCUACUCAUUCACACACUUUACUGUGCAGGAGUUUUUCGCAGCCCUCUACUAUGCACUGGGUGACCAGAUAUCGCUGGAUAUCCUGGAAAGCAAGGCUGGCUCCAGUCACGAGCUGAGUACAGGGUACCUGGACCUAUUCCAGAGGUUUCUCUCUGGGCUGCUUGCUGAGCGGAACCAAAGCCUUCUAUCACGCCAUCUGCAGCUGGGGAGGAACAGCAGAGCAGAGGGGUACCUUUCCGGACUGCUGAAAAACAUCUGGAGUCGAUGCGAGAAAGGAGUCCAUAUCCUCAAUCAGCUUCACUGUUUCUUCGAGCAGCAGGACAGCUCCUUGGCCCAGCAGGUCCACCCUAAGGUGUUGCGCAUCAACGUCAGCAACGACGCUCUCUCCCCAAUGGACUUCACAGUGAUGAAGUACUUCCUGAACCUCAUGGACAGUAACAUAACUGAGCUGGAUCUCACGGGGACCAACAUCAGCUCAGAGUUUCUGAGGGACUUGUUGCCAUCCCUGCGCAAGUGCCACAACCUCUGGAUUGGAGAAAACAAUCUCGACACCGAUGCUGUUCAAGUGCUUGCUGAGAUUUUGCAAUCUACCAACACUUUGCUGAACCUUGGCUUAGGCUGGACUAACAUUGGUGAUGAGGAACUGCUUAUUCUUCUAGAAGCUUUGAAAACAAACCAAACACUACGAGAGAUCUGGAUGGAAGGGAACAAAAUAACCUACCAAGGCCUGUCAGCAUUUAUGGAUUUUACUUUGCCAUCAUCUCUCCACAAAGUAGUUGCUGUUUGGAACAAUGUAAGUGAAGAGGAAAUAGAAGCGCUCAACAUAACAUACCCCAGGACAUGCUUUGUAGUGGCAUUCACCGAGGACAGCAUGUGGGAGGAGUGGGGAAGGUGGGUGCUUGACAGGUGUGAGGUCGCAACGGACGAGAAGCUGGUGGCCAUCCUGUACAAGGUGUGCAACAUAUCUGUCCAUCAGGUAGAAAUACAGUGGGUGCGGACCUUCUGCUGCGAGCUCAUACAACUGAUCAAGACCCGGAUAGACAGUAAUACUGACGAAGAUGUGAGAUGCAAGUUGGAGAAGUUUCAGAAAAUGUUGGAUUCCUGACAUACGUGUUUUUCACUAGCCAAAAGGGUAAAACAACAUGGAAGUUGUUCACACACAUUUUCUGAACCGCUUGUCCCAUACGGGGUCGCAGGGAA
Scleropages formosus (Asian bonytongue) is the source of this 3131-nucleotide messenger RNA. RefSeq names its product NACHT, LRR and PYD domains-containing protein 3-like. NCBI's taxonomy places the organism in Eukaryota, Metazoa, Chordata, Actinopteri, Osteoglossiformes, Osteoglossidae. Bases 406 to 3036 code for a protein of 876 amino acids. The transcript is spliced from 7 exons. The record is from RefSeq and is a predicted model, not a curated record. Gene Ontology annotation, biological process: regulation of apoptotic process. Gene Ontology annotation, cellular component: cytoplasm.